Sardina pilchardus (European sardine) is the source of this 1271-nucleotide messenger RNA. Its product is annotated as glycine N-acyltransferase-like protein 3. The record is from RefSeq and is a predicted model, not a curated record. Lineage: Eukaryota; Metazoa; Chordata; Actinopteri; Clupeiformes; Clupeidae. Gene Ontology annotation, molecular function: glycine N-acyltransferase activity. The coding region runs from base 320 to 1150 and encodes 276 amino acids. The transcript has 5 exons. Gene Ontology annotation, cellular component: mitochondrion.
UUACUUCGUCCAUUUUUUAGUUCAUCCGAAUGAAACUACAACUCACCGGCAAGUUAAAUGCUACAGAUGUAGAAAAUGUAUUAGUCUGCAUUAUUUGAAGACACACUGAAAACUAUUUUAAAUUUAGGCUGUUUUACCAGAGAAGGCGAGCCAGCGUUACGCAUGCAGGAUUUAACUAAUUAAAUAUUAACUAGAAUAUUUUCUCACAAUUUAGUUCAACAUUAACUAAUAGCCUUGCAGUGUCGCGAAUGAGAAGACCAUCACUGUAGGUCGGAUAAGGAGAGACAGACCUUGAUGUUGUGACCUGGUUGUUUGUGAAAUGAAGAUUCUCGGCGAGGAAGAGCGGAGGGCCGCAGAGCAGGUUUUGCGGCACUAUUUACCUAAAAGUUCCAAGGUGUAUGGGUAUCUCUUCGGAAUGAACCGGAAUAAGCCAAGCACACUUCAGGUCGUUGUUGACACCUGGCCUGACUUCAAAAGCAUUAUAUUCCGACCUGACCUAAAGAAUGAGCGUGUGUCUGACUACACAAAGAAGGUGACUUUAUUCUGUACAGAUGCGCAAGUCUUGAAAAGAAUGAUAGCAGAGGAGAAUGCAAUUGACUGGACCACAUAUUUUUUGCUUGGAGGACUCGAUAUCACUCUGGCACCCAUGGUCAAGGAAGUGGCAGCCUCUCGGGGAGUUAAUAUGAGACAUUUCGUACUGGUUCAUCUCUUGACCUUAUCAGACCCUCAAGACCUACCCGACUCUCACAGCAGUAUCGAGGACAGGAUAUGCUCUCUGAACGAAUCGCACAUCGAGAUAAUAAACAAGGCGUGGAAAUUUGGAGGAACUGAGAAGGGAUACAACAACAUUAAAAACCUCAUGUGCAACUUCCCCAGCUGCUGCAUUGUGGAUGAGACAGGCCAGCCGGUGUCAUGGAUGCUGCUGUACGACUACUGUGCUCUUGGGAUCCUGUACACAAAGCCUGAGCACAGAGGGAAAGGCUACGCCAAGGCCCUGAUCGCUUCCAUGUCAAAGAAGCUUCAUGCUCAGGGCUAUCCAGUGUACUGCUUCAUAGAGGAAGACAAUGACACCUCUCUCAGGCUCUUCAAGAACAUGGGGUUCACAGAGGACCCAUCCUACAGAGCAAUCUGGUUUGAGUUUAAUUUUUAGACCCACCAAAUGUUUUCUGUUGAAUGCAAAUCAGUCAACACUAAGUGUCUACAUAAAGCACAACAGUAGAUGGUUUUUGGACGUUGGAGCUGCACAAAUUAAAAGUGUGUGUCAAUCUCAA